CGGGAACAUUCUCUCGUGGGAGCGGACAGCGCACUGAAUCGGCGUCUCCCGGAGAUCCAAGUAGAAUGCGCGACGCGUCCAUUCUAAAACUCGACGCGCCAUGGCGAAUCACGCUACCCCCCCAACUCCGACGGCCCAACGCGAGAGCCGACGGCGCUCGACCCCGUUCAAGAGCGUCGUACGCAAGAAGUGUGCCCACUGCAGCCGCGUCUUCAUUGCCCCUGACACAUGCACGGAUGUGUUCUGCACCAGCGACUGCUGCGCGACAGCAGCCUAUUUGAAAGCGAUCCAACUCGCAACUGCGAAGGCCGUCUGCCACGACAACCACAACGACCUCACCAAUCCAUGGACUCCUCCAGCACACUCCCCCGUUGAAGAAAAGAAGUCGAGCCCAAUGGAGAUUCCUGUCAAGAAGAAUUCGCGCGCGAUGUCGACUCCGUCGCCGUCAAUGUGAUCACUUAACUUAUACUACAUGUGUCCGUUUACCGUUUGUCGUCGAA
Molecule: messenger RNA, 500 nt
Organism: Aphanomyces invadans
Lineage: Eukaryota; Oomycota; Saprolegniomycetes; Saprolegniales; Verrucalvaceae
Exons: 1
Coding region: 101-454 (117 amino acids)
Source: RefSeq, a predicted model, not a curated record